This is a messenger RNA of Prunus avium (sweet cherry), 1440 nucleotides long. RefSeq names its product dehydrodolichyl diphosphate synthase CPT3-like. Gene Ontology annotation, biological process: polyprenol biosynthetic process. Gene Ontology annotation, molecular function: ditrans,polycis-polyprenyl diphosphate synthase [(2E,6E)-farnesyl diphosphate specific] activity. Gene Ontology annotation, cellular component: endoplasmic reticulum. The record is from RefSeq and is a predicted model, not a curated record. Lineage: Eukaryota; Viridiplantae; Streptophyta; Magnoliopsida; Rosales; Rosaceae.
UGUUGUGUGUGUUUGCCCUAUUUUGGUAUAUUCACGAGUUGGCCUGAAUAGUCUGUCGUCUUAUUCUCAUUGGUCCUUCUUCAGUUGCAAAAUUGCAAAAUAGCCACACUGACUGAAGGAACACGGGUAGAACUGUCGGUAAACAUGUGUGCAAAUUCCAACUUCAAAGGGGGGCCCGAAGUAGCCAAAUUGUCUUUCAACUCUCUCACUCUCACACUGGGACUGGUCUACUCUACUUCCCUCCCCUGCUGCUACUUUGAUCCCACUCUGUAUUUGGUUAACCGGUCAAAUAGGUUUUAGCAGAACUCGGCAGUUGUACAUGGUUCUAGGAUGGAAAAAAGCAAUGGCAAUAAAGCAACCCAGAUUUUUUGGAGCAUAGUUAGUUUCUUGAGGAGAUGUCUUUUUCUUGUAAUUUCUGUUCGUCCUAUACCUCAUCACAUUGCAUUCAUCAUGGAUGGAAAUCGAAGAUAUGCUAAAAAGCGGAAGUUGAAGGAAGGGGAUGGACAUAGGGUUGGGUUUUUGGCUCUGAUGACCAUGCUCAAGUAUUGUUAUGAGUUGGGAGUUAGAUAUGUGACUAUAUAUGCCUUUAGUAUUGAUAAUUUCAAAAGGGACCCUGAAGAAGUUCAAUCCUUGAUGAACCUGAUGCAGGAGAAAAUAGAAGGGUUAAUCAAGGAAGAAAGCAUAGUUAACCGCUAUGGAAUUAGGGUACACUUUAUAGGGAACCUAAAACUCUUGAGUGAACCUGUUAGGUUGGCAGCUGAGAGGGCAAUGGAGGCCACUGCUAACAACUCCAGCGGAGUUUUGUCAAUAUGUAUUGCCUACACUUCCACUGAUGAGAUUGUGCAUGCUGUUCAAGAAUCGUGCGAAGAAAAAUCAGAUGAAAUCAGUGUAAUGAAUGCAAGUGGAGCUGGGUAUGGUCUACUUCAACUUGGAGGGAAUGAAAAGGAAGAAAGGGAGAACAUUGUAAAAUUGACAGAUAUUGAAAAGCAUAUGUACAUGGCUGUUGCACCUGACCCUGAUAUUCUAAUCCGUACUUCUGGCGAGACCCGGUUGAGCAAUUUUCUUUUGUGGCAGAGUGCACACUGUUAUUUGUACUCUCCAUCUGUGCUCUGGCCAGAGAUUGGUUUCCGGCAUUUCACUUGGUCAAUCUUGAGCUUUCAGCGUAGCUACUUUUAUCUGGACAGAAAAAGGAAACAGUCAUAAAUUUGUUUAUUGAUGUAUUUUUCACAUUUGGUCUACUUGUUUCUGAAUUACUAUCCUCUGUAACAAAUACAGAUUAGAUGCAGGCUUGAAGCGUUUAUCAGUGCCCCUGCCUGUAGUUCUUACAUUGUAAACAUUAGUCUGCUGUAUUGUAAGAAUAAUUUGCUUCCCUGUGUGGUUGCUUUGCUGAAUACUUGCAUUAUGAUCAUCUGGUCAUGGUUUAGUGAUGUUUUUCAUGUA